Molecule: messenger RNA, 348 nt
Organism: Staurois parvus
Lineage: Eukaryota; Metazoa; Chordata; Amphibia; Anura; Ranidae
Source: the annotation of a GenBank genome assembly
AUGCCCUCAGCCCGGAUCUUGGCGCUGCUCACCUGCCUGUGGCUCCUCCUGGUCCCGGUGCGGUGCUGCGGACCUGGCCGGGGGCCGGUGGGCCGGAGACGUUACCUGAGGAAGUUGGUGCCCCUUCGCUACAAGCAGUUCGUGCCCAACGUCCCCGAGAAGACCCUGGGGGCCAGCGGCAAGACCGAGGGCAAGAUCCACCGAGACUCCGACAGGUUCAGGGAGCUGGUCCACAACUACAACCCCGACAUCAUCUUCAAGGAUGAGGAGAAGACCAUGGCCGACCGGGUCAUGACUGAGGUAGGUGCCCGCCGGGGGGGAGAGCCACACUACCUACCCAGAGACUAG